AUGGCAGCAGGAGACGCCUCAUGCGAGUUGCAGAAGCCCCGGAAAGUCGUCAAGAAGCUGCUUGCGAGGCCGCAGCACGAAGGCGUAGGGGCUGUUGUGAGGAGAAGCAUCGGCAGGUGCGUCAUCCUCCUCCUCCUGGUUCUCGAUUUCCUUCUGAGGCCGCGCUAAUGGCGGCGGCGCCGUCUUCCCCUGUUAUUCUAGGUUCGAGCUGAGAUAUUUCGAUCCGUUCCUGGUACUGGAUGAGUUCUCAGGUACGCUGUUGGCAAAUCAGAGCGUCCAUCAAUCGGCCUGUGGUGUUCUCUUCUUAUCGUAUGAUCGCAACUGAUCCCAUUGUUUCCUCUUCCUUCUUUCCAGUGACAGCGCCGGCCGGAUUCCCGGACCAUCCGCACAGAGGUAUGCUAACCGGACCGCCCGAUCUUUGGUCUCCAUAGAUUUGGAGACGAUCCUCUUUUUGUGGCUCCUCUGUUCCCGCCAUCUCAUCUGGAUUUCCAUCUUCCAGGCUUCGAGACCGUCACCUACAUGCUACAGGUGUGCAAGAAGCAGAUCUCCAAUAUUCCACGGAUCAAGAAAAGGGAAGAUUGAGCUGGCUUUCUGACUCUUAAAUCCAUUCUUCCUCUUGUUUCCCAUCAGGGAGAAAUCACGCACGAGGAUUUUGCGGGACACAGAGGCACGAUAAAGGCCGGCGACCUGCAGUGGAUGACCGCCGGGAGGGGAAUUGUUCAUUCUGAGAUGCCGGCAGCGCAGGGCACCCAGAAAGGCCUGCAGCUCUGGGUCAACCUCUCCUCCCAGAACAAAAUGUGCGAACAUCCUGACGACUAAGCAUAAGCUAAAUCCUGACUUUCUUAGGAUUCGCAAUGUCCUGUUCAUACAAUCCUGACGUUAUUCCGGCCGCGCAGGAUGGAACCCAGGUAUCAGGAGAUGCAAAGAGAGGACAUCGCCACCGUCAAGCGCGACGGGGUCGAGGUUAGGGUCAUUGCCGGAGAGUCUAUGGGGAUUAAGUCUCCCAUCAGAACCAAGACCCCCGCUAUGUACCUGGACUUUACCUUGAAGCCAUCGGCACACAUCCGGCAGCCUGUGCCCCCGGGCUGGAACUCCUUCAUCUACGUGCUCGAGGGUGAGGGAGUCUUCGGCAGGGAGAACUCCACGCCGGGGGGGGCCCACAACCUCCUCCUUCUCGGCCACGGGGACGGCCUGGAGGCGUGGAACAAGUCUGCAGAGCCCCUCAGGUUUGUCGUCGUGGCCGGCGAGCCGCUGGGGGAGCCGGUGGCCCAGCUGGGGCCAUUCGUGAUGAACACGGAGGAGGAGAUCGACCGAACCGUGGAGGAUUACCAGCGGUACGUCAACGGGUUCGAGAAGGCGAGGUAUUGGACAUCGAAGGCCAUGGCUACGGAAGACUUUUAG
Messenger RNA from Spirodela intermedia, 1401 nucleotides. The record is from the annotation of a GenBank genome assembly. Lineage: Eukaryota; Viridiplantae; Streptophyta; Magnoliopsida; Alismatales; Araceae.